UGGAAAAACCAACUCACAGUUAACUCAAAUGCCGUGGAUAAAGUUUGUCAUUUUAUGGAGCUGCCUUGUCGGCAUUAGUGUAGCAGGUGACGGUAAAUUCGAAAAAUCACCCACGGCUAUGGUAAAUCUCCCCUUAUGGAGUUGCCCCUCACUGGAACUAUCCACGAUUGACAUCAUCAAAAACUACUAUUAUCCGACAGAAAACCAUACGGUGCGCACCAAGGAUGGUUAUAUGCUCGAUGUGUUUCGUAUUCCCUAUUCUCACCAGUGUCUUGACAGGAAAGUGAAGAAAGUUGUCUUUUUGAUGCACGGAUUGUAUUCAUCGUCGGACGCUUUUCUGCUGACUGGGAGUAGUUCUGGUCUGCCGUAUAUGCUGGCCGACCAGUGUUACGAUGUGUGGAUGGGGAACGCCCGCGGUAACCGAUAUUCUCAGCGCCACAACAACCUGGACACCUCCGAGAGUGAGUUCUGGCAUUUCAGCUGGCACGAGAUCGGACUGGAGGAUUUGUCAGCCUCCUUCGAAUACAUCAUGUUUCAGACGAAACAAAAAGAUCUAAACUACAUAUGUCACGGCCAAGGGUGCACGGCCUUGAUGGUUCUCCUUAGUCUCCGACAAGAGUUCAAUUUUAAUAUUCAUAACGCUGUUUUUUUGGCUCCAAUGGUUUACAUGAGCCAUUCCUCCCUCCCGUGGAGACACUUGCAGAAGGUCUUUGAUGCUGUGCCGGAUGGCGAGGCUAAGCCUACCCUCAUGCCGAACGACACCAAGCAAAACGACGUGGCCAAACGCUUUUGUCCAUCAAUGACUUGUGACUGCAAUUACAAUCUCAUCUAUGGAAAGUCAAAGCACAAACAUGACCCGAUUAUCACUACCCGAUUCUUGGCCACGCAUCCUUCAUCCGUUUCUGUGCGUCAGCUAAAGCACUUCUUACAGGUUAAAAAAUCCCAAAAAUUUCAACAGUAUGAUUAUGGAACUGAGAAGAACAUUAUUAUGUACAAUCAAUCCACUCCUCCGGAAUAUCCUCUAGAGAAGAUCCAGCCUCAGGGUAGCCUACACAUCUUCUAUAGUGACUCCGAUUGGUAUGUCUCUGCAAAAGACAUUACCACUCUUAAGGAAAUGUUUCCCAAGGCUACGUUUCACCACAUCACGGAUACCCAAUGGGGACACGGAGACUUUCUUCAUGGACGAAAUUCUCGAAAUUUGGUUAAUGUACCGAUUUUGGAAAUAUUGCGUAGAAACUCGGAAGAAGGAGUUGAUAAACAUUUAAAACAGAGUGAAAAUUCGGAAGAAAGAGUUGGUAAUCAUACUAAAAAGAGUACAAACUCGGAUGAUGGAGUGGGUCAACAUAUUAAAAAGUUAAACCACCGGAGACGAAGUAAAAUCCGUAGACGAAGUAAACAUAGACGAAGUGGAAAAUCAAAAUAUUAGUUUCUAAUAUUAAAUUCACCGAUAGUUUCUUUCAUUUUUAUUUAUACAAGUUUUGAUUGGCUUGGAAGAAUGUUUUUAAUCGUUGAGAUAAAGUUUCCCGACCAUUCUCAUUCAAAAAAUGAAAACAAUAUUUUGUUUUUUA
Drosophila ananassae is the source of this 1568-nucleotide messenger RNA. RefSeq names its product lipase 3. The transcript has 3 exons. Bases 29 to 1426 code for a protein of 465 amino acids. NCBI's taxonomy places the organism in Eukaryota, Metazoa, Arthropoda, Insecta, Diptera, Drosophilidae. Gene Ontology annotation, biological process: lipid metabolic process. The record is from RefSeq and is a predicted model, not a curated record.